Messenger RNA from Prosopis cineraria, 2692 nucleotides. RefSeq names its product leucine-rich repeat receptor-like serine/threonine-protein kinase SKM1. NCBI's taxonomy places the organism in Eukaryota, Viridiplantae, Streptophyta, Magnoliopsida, Fabales, Fabaceae. Gene Ontology annotation, molecular function: protein binding. The transcript has 2 exons. The coding region runs from base 18 to 1526 and encodes 502 amino acids. The record is from RefSeq and is a predicted model, not a curated record.
CUUGCUUUGUAAUCAACAUGCUUAGUUUCUCAUCACAAAUCUCAGUUCUUGUGUUGAUGCUGCUAUGUGCUGUCACAUUCCAUAGAAGCUUUUGCUGCCAUGACAGGGAUCGAACUCUGCUCUUAAUCUUCAAACAAGGCGUUGUUGAUCCUUCCAAACGCCUCUCCUCUUGGUCUUCCACGAACGAAGAUUGCUGUUCAUGGCAAGGUGUUAUUUGUAAUUUCAACACCAGCAGGGUCCAAACUCUUGAUCUGGGCAACUUAAAUAAAAAUGGUUCAGAAUCCUUGGGAGGUGAAAUCAACUUAUCUUCACUACUUGCACUUGAAUUUCUUGAUUGGUUGCAAUUGGGCCACAAUGACUUUGAACGCAUAAGCACGCCGUCUAUCAAUACUUCUAUUGCAACUCAUAGUCAUUUUCCUGCAAAUUUUUCUCUGCUUUCUUUUAUGGACUUAUCAUACAACGUGCAUCUUCGCAUUGAUAAUCUUCAUUGGCUCUCUAAACUUCCUUUCCUAAAAAUUCUCUAUCUCAGUGGUGUUCAUCUUCCUAGUGGAACGAAAUGGGUUCACUCAUUGGCUUUGCUACCUCUAAAGGGAUUAUAUUUGAAUGACUGUAAUUUGAACAGCUCUAUCCUAUCUCUUGAACAUGCAAAUUUUAGCUCACUUUCAAGUCUUGAUCUUGGUUUAAAUGAUUUUACAUGUGGACUACCUAAUUGGUUGUUCAAUCUUAGCAAAGACCUCUACGAUCUUCACCUUAAUCAAUGCAAUUUGAGAGGUCCAGUUCCAGAUUUUUCAGGCUAUCGAAAUCUGCAGAUCUUAUAUCUAUCUAACAACAAACUCAACGGACUGAUACCUGAUUGGCUUGGCAAGCAUCUUAGAUUAUGUGACCUUGAUCUAUCUAUUAACUCGUUUCACGGUUCCAUUCCUUCUAAUCUCGCAAACAUGUCAUCAUUAUCAUAUUUAAAUAUUAGCUUCAACAACUUGAGCGGUGCACUUCCAAAAAACAUUGAUCAAAUCACCUUCUUUAUUUUGGAUGUGUCUCACAAUUCAAUUAGUGGAGAUAUAUCGAAAUUGAAGCUACAAGGUGGUAUAUUUAUGUCAUUUAAUAAAUUCAAAGGACAACUUCCUCAAGUACCGUAUUAUGGAGUAGAAGUUUUGGAUUUAGCUCACAACUCUUUUUCAGGAUCUUUAUCUUCAUUGUGUGGUCACAUUGAGAAUGGUGCCCUGCCUCAGUUGAAGUAUUUGGACCUCUCAGAUAAUUAUCUCACUGGAGAACUUCCAAAUUGUUUGAACAAUUGGACAGAUUUGUCUUAUAUAUACUUAGGGAAUAACCAGCUGGUUGGUCAACUUCCUCCAAUGAUAGGUUCAUUUUUAGAUAAACUAAGGGCGCUGGAUCUACAUAACAAUGGCUUUUCUGGUCAAGUCCCUUGGACUAUUCAUAAUUGCACGUCUUUGGUCUUGAUUAAUUUGGAAGGAAAUCACUUUUCUGGAAGUAUACCAACAUGGAUGCCGCAAAUGUGUCAAUUGUGAAACUGAGAUCCAAUCAAUUUACAGGCAGCAUUCCUCCACAGCUAUGUUGUCUCUCUUCUUUGAUUGUAUUGGAUCUUGCAAAUAACAAACUUUCAGGAUCAAUCCCUCAUUGCCUAUUCAUAACAAGUUUUUUAAUUUUAGAAUUUUUUGAUGAUAUUAUAACCGGUGGUGGAGAGGGUUCUGUUCAAUACCUCCAAUCUUUACGUGAAUUCAGAAUUGAUCUGCAGACAAAGGAUCAACAAUUAGAGUAUGAGAAAUUCUGAACCUCGUGCGAGGUAUUGACCUAUCAGCUAACAAACUGUCAGGAGAAAUUCCUGUACAGUUAGUUAUUCAAGAUAACCAAGUUACAAUUCUUGAACUUGUCUUAUAAUUAUCUGGUAGGAGAGAUACCAGAGCAGGUAGGAGAGAUGAAAGAUAUAGAAUCUCUUGAUUUCUCCCAUAACAAUCUUCAUGGGAACAUUCCUCAAAGCAUGUCUGGUCUAUCUUUUCUAAGUGUUUUGAAUCUGUCAUAUAACCAUUUCGGGGGACAAAUUCCCCUAGGGACUCAACUUCAGAGUUUUGAUGCAUGGAGUUACACUGGGAAUCCUGAACUUUGUGGAGCUCCUCUUCAAAAUAAUUGCACAGUACCAAAAAAAACCAAACGAUACAAAGCAUGUCGAAGGAAAUGACGAUGAUACUUUUUGAGGUCAUUGUAUCUUGGGAUGGGAGUUGGAUUUGCGGUGGGAUUCUGGGUCAUUUGUGGUUCUCUAUUCUUGAACAGAGCAUGGAGGCACACUUAUUUUCAAUUCCUCUAUGGUGUGAUAGAUCAAAUCUAUGUCUUCGUGGCCAUAAAGCUUCGAAGAUUUGGCUGAACAGAAAUAAUUAGAGACAGCACUAGCAAAACUACACCCCCCAAGCUUCGCUAGUUAUGCUCUUCGAUCAGUGGAAGUUAAGGUCAAGCUCUAGCGUGGUUGCUUCAAGUGUGCAGAUGCUAUUGGGCUAUUAAAGUGUGGUGUUGUUGAUGACCAAAUAAAAGAUUGUGAUAAUGUUUUGUGGUUGUGUUUGUCAUCAUGUCUGUGUUGUUCAGAUUACUUGAUUUGGUGUGUCCGGUUAUCAUGAAGUGGUGUCGAUGUAUUUUAGUUAAUCUCUCCAAUGUUGUUUGUGGAACAUGAGAUUUGAAAUUUAUG